GGAAACCCAGAGCCCACUGGGCCGGAGGCGGUCGUCAAAAGGGAGACCUGACGGGGCCGCUCCUGCCUCCCGCUGACCAUAGAGAUGCGGCUCUCUCUGGUCCGGGACCCCGAGGUGGGUGACCGAGGAGGAAAGGGAGGCGGACGGGGAGGGAGCGGAGGAGAGAAGGCCCGGGCGUAGGCCCGGAGAGGAGAGCCCUCUCCGCCCUCCCGAUAAUCGCGAGGAGGGCCCGGAAAGGGAGACUGAGAACUGGGCCCUCGAGUCGCUCGCUUUCCCCGGCGUGGAAGGAAGGAGCCGGGGAGCCCCAGCCCAUCCUGAGCGGUUUUAGAGCCGCGCCCACCCUGCCAGUAACCCCCCGCGAAUGUUACCCCCCCCAAUUACAUACCCGCCUCCCGCGUCAGGGCUCCGCCCAGGGAGGAAAAUCCGACAGCCCCGAAGAAGCGACGAACCGGGCGCCAAGAUGAGAAAACUGAGAACCAGAGAAGUUAAAUGACUUGUUCAAGGUCACACAGUUGGCUUACUAGCAUCCCAAGGAAGUGCAGCAACCACAUGGGAGGUGAUGACUGAUACUGUAUUGGACCCACAACAAGGGAACAGCAAUAAGGAAAUGGAUGGGCUCUGCCCUCAGCUGUUACUGCUGCCCCUCCCCCUUCCUGACCGUGGGGCCCCAGGGCCAGUUCAGAGCCCUUCCUUCUCUGAGACCCUCCCACCUCUGUCUACCAACUCAAACUGCCUGCUUGUGGGAGCCACAGCAACAGAGGGCAAUACAGGAAGCAUGGAAAUCUUCGUAGAAGCUGUCACUGGAGACUUGUCCCAGAGUGCCCCUGGAGAGACCCCAGGUGUUCUGGUGAAGGUGGUGAAGCUGUACUUUUGUGAAGGCUGUGAGCAGAGUUUUCCUGAGCCCACAUUGCUGGCCCUGCACCAUUGUCCCAAGACCCUAUUGCAAUCCAGGGGCAGCCCGUCUGGCCCCCAGCAGUCUGCAGAACUUAACCCUGGGGAUUCCAGCCUCCCCAGCCCCCCACAGGGGCACAGCCCACCAGAUGGGAAGCCCCUGCCAUGCCCAGUGUGUGGGCAAGAAUUUGCCCAGCCACAGGCACUGAAAAGCCACUUCAAGAGCCAUCAGGUCACCCCUGAGGCCUUCUCCUGCUCUGAGCCAGGAUGUGAGUUCUUGACCAGAGAACACAGGGAGCUACAGGACCACCUACAAAGGGCCCACAGCCUGGUCCCAGUGCCCUGCUCCUUUCGUGCCUGCCCCUUGCUCUUUGGAAGCCAGCAGAGCAUGGAACUUCACCGCCGUUCCCACUACCCCUUCCAGUGCAGCCACUGCAGCUACAUGGGCUCUAAUGCCAAGCUGUUCUGUCAGCACCAGCAAAGCCACCUACCUGGGGCUCACAGGGAGCCAGCUCCUAGCCAAGACCCCUCUUCUCGGGAGGUGCAGCCAGCCCCCGAGCAGUCCCCUGGUGAAGGGAAACCUUCAGAAGGAGCAGGCAGCUCCCUGCUUGGCAGAAUAUCAGUGCAAGAGGAGGAGGAGGAGGAGGAGGAGAAGGAAGAGAGUGGAAAGGCCCUUCUUUCUCCUGAGGAGAAAAAUGUAGAUGAAGAGAGUGAAGCCAAGGUGGGGAGUAGCAAGAAAGUCCAAAAGACACGAAAAGGGACCCGGCAAUUCAAAGGAGACGUGGCUGCUGGCUCUGAAUCCUUGUUCAAGACCCACAUGUGCCCAGAGUGUAAGCGCUGCUUCAAGAAGCGGACCCACCUGGUGGAGCAUCUGCACCUGCACUUCCCAGAUCCCAGCCUCCAGUGCCCUAACUGCCAGAAGUUCUUCACCAGCAAGAGCAAACUCAAAAUCCACUUGCUUCGGGAGCUGGGUGAGAAGGCACACCGCUGUCCCCUGUGCCACUACCGGGCUGUGGAGAAGAACGCCCUGAACCGGCACAUGGCCAGCAUGCAUGAGGACAUCUCCAACUUCUACUCGGAUGUCUACACCUGCCCUGUGUGCCGUGAGGAGUUCCGCCUCAGCCAGGCCCUCAAGGAGCACCUGAAGAGGCAUGCAGCUGAGCCCACGCGCCUCCACUGCUUCCAGGAGGGCUGCGGCCACGCCGCCCCAGACCGGAAAGCCUUCAUCCGGCACUUGAGAGAGGCCCAUGGGGUGCGAGCUGUGGAGUGCCGGCACCAUGCUUGCCCCAUGCUCUUUGCCACGGCGGAGGCCAUGGAGGCCCACCGCAAGAGCCACUAUGCCUUCCACUGCCCACAUUGUGACUUCGCUUGCUCCAACAAGCACCUAUUCCGCAAGCAUAAGAAACAAGGGCACCCGGGCAGUGAGGAACUGCGCUGCGCCUUCUGUCCCUUCACCACCUUCAACCCCGUGGCCUACCAAGACCACGUGGGCAAGAUGCACGCCCAUGAGAAGAUCCACCAGUGUCCCGAGUGCAGUUUUGCUACUGCCCACAAGAGGGUGCUCAUCCGCCACACGCUGCUCCACACUGGAGAGAAACCCCACAAGUGUGAGCUGUGUGAUUUCACCUGCCGAGAUGUGAGCUACCUGUCCAAACACAUGCUGACCCACUCAGACGCCAAGGAUUACAUGUGUACCGAGUGUGGCUAUGUCACCAAGUGGAAGCACUACCUCAGUGUGCACAUGCGCAAGCAUGCCGGCGACCUCAGGUACCAGUGCAAUCAGUGUUCCUAUCGCUGCCACCGCGCUGACCAGCUGAGCAGUCAUAAAUUGCGUCACCAAGGCAAGUCCCUCAUGUGUGAGGUUUGUGCGUUUGCUUGCAAACGCAAGUACGAGCUGCAGAAACACAUGGCCUCCCAGCACCGCCCAGGCGCUCCGGCCCCGCUGUACCCCUGCCGAUACUGCAGCUACCAGAGCCGCCACAAACAGGCCCUGCUGAGCCACGAGAACUGCAAGCACACGCGCCUGCGAGAAUUCCGCUGUGCCCUCUGUGACUACCGCACCUUUAGUAACACCACACUUUUCUUCCACAAACGCAAGGCCCACGGCUAUGUGCCCGGAGACCAGGCCUGGCCAAACCGCCAUGCCAGCCAGGAGCCGGAGGGCACUGAGCAGGGCUCUGCUCCCCUGCCAGUCCCAGAGCUCUCCAGCCAGCCUUCUCCCCAGCAGGGGGCACAGUGCCCCCAGCCCAUGGAGUCAGUCGAGUCCCACUUUACACAGGCACUGUCAGAGAUUUGCCUGGAGAAGGGAGAGGGAAAAGAAGGGGAGAACAGUGUCCCCCAUGGGGGUAACUUUGUGGGGCCGUCUCCCAGUCCUGCAGAGGUGGAUGAGGAGGGCUGCACCCUGCACCUGGAGGCACUCAGUGUUGAGCUGGAGCCUGCUGCUGGGCCUCCCCCCAGUGAAAUCACAGAGACAUCCUGUAUGGAAUUUGGGGAGCUGGGCUCCUCUGAAGCCUUGGCAUCAGAGGAGCCAGAUGGCACAAUGGAGGCUCUGCCUGACUUUGAGGAAGAGCCAGAGCCCCACAGUGGUGGUCAGCCUGGGUUGCAGGCUCGGGGGGAGCCUGUGCUAGACAGGCCGGGCCCUGAUUCCCCCAGAAAUCCCAUACCUUCAGAUGACCCCCCUGAUAACUUAAAGGGACCUGGUACGCCGCCUCCGUCACCUGGGGCAACAUCCCUGUCCCAGCUCCCUCAGUCAGAAUCGGUGCUCAAAGCACUAAGGAGACGUGACAAAGAGCAGGCAGAGACCCUAGUGCUGGAGGGACGGGUGCAGAUGCUGGUGGUGCAGGGGGAGGGACAGGCCUUCCGCUGUCCGCACUGCCCCUUUGUCACCCGCCGUGAGAAAGCUCUGGGGCUCCACACCAAAACAGGGUGCCAGGGCCGCCGGGAGCCCCUCCUCUGUUCAGAAUGUGGGGCCAGCUUCAAGCAACAGCGUGGGCUUAACACCCACCUCCUUAAGAAGUGCCCUGUCCUGCUCAAGAAGAAGUCUUUGCUCAAACCAGCUUCCCCUGCCCUUCCGGACCCUCAGCCUGUUGUUACUGUUGCUACAGAGAUCAUAACUGAGGAGACACCCCAUUCUGAGGCCUGGGAAAUUAAGCUAGUCUCCAUGGAAAAUCCCCCCACUGAGCCUCCCAUGUCCCCCAUGGGAGUCAGUGAAACUGGCGGCCCACCAUCUGACCCACCAGCCCCACCAGAAGAACAUUCCGCCCCCCUGGGAUCCCCUGAGAAAUUCCACUUCGAGCAGGGGAAGUUCCAUUGCCACGCCUGCCCCUUCCUUUGCUCCCGUCUCUCAUCCAUUACCUCCCAUGUAAGCGAGGGCUGCCGAGGCCAAACCUGGGGCGGCCAACGUGGUGCCUGUCAAACUGAGCCAGGCUCAAGCACUGGGGAAAAGAGCUCCCAAGAUGAGCCAGGCCCCACCGGGGAGGAUUGUGCCCAGGGGCCCCAGAAAGGGCCCCGGUUCUCCUGCCCUACUUGCCCUUUCAGCUGCAGGCAGGAGCGGGCUCUCAGGACACACCAAGCUCGGGGCUGCCCCAGCACUGAGCCCAGAGAACUGUGCUGCAGCCUCUGCCCCUUCACCGCCAGAGCUCCGGCUGCUCUGCGGCUGCACCAGAAGCGGCGGCACCACACAGCCGCUGCCCCUUCCCGUGCAGCGUCAGCCCCCCGGGGUCCUCGACCCCUGCUACAGUGCCAGGACUGUAGCUUCACCUGCAAGCAGAGCCGGUGCCUGCAACAGCACCGGCGGCUGAAACACGAAGGACUCAAGCCCCACCAGUGCCCCUUCUGUGAGUUCUCAACCACACGGCGCUACCGCCUGGAAGCUCACCAGUCCCGGCACACAGGAGUGGGCCGCAUCCCCUGUGGCUCCUGCCCCCAGACCUUUGGCACAAACUCCAAGCUACGCCUGCACAGGCUGAGGGUCCAUGACAAGACACCCACCCACUUUUGCCCACUGUGCGACUACAGCGGCUACUUGCAGCAUGACAUCACCCGACACCUCAACAGCUGCCAUCAGGGAACUCCAUCUUUUGCCUGUCCCCAGUGUGAAGCCCGCUUCAGUUCAGAGACGGCGCUGAAGCAGCAUGCACUGAGGAGACACCCGGACCCCAUGCCCCCAGCUCCAGGCUCUCCCACUGAGGCCUCUGAAGGCCCUCUCCGCUGUCCCCUCUGCGGCCUCUCUUGCCCCAGCCCCGCCAGCCUGCGAUGCCACACUCGCAAACAGCACCCCAGGCUGGAGUGCAGUGCGUGCCAGGAGACAUUCUCCAGCCGGGGGGCCUUGGAGGAGCACCGGAGGCAACAGCACUUCAGCCAUCGUUGCCACCUGUGCAGCUUUGCAGCUCGGGAGCGGGCAGGGCUCGUGAGGCACUAUCUGGAGCGGCACGAGAAGGCGGCGGUGGGGGAUGGAGGGAGUGGAGGGGCAGCGGGGGGCCCCCCCCUGCGCUGCCCCUUCUGUGACUUUGCUUGCCGCCACCAGCUGGUUCUAGAUCACCACGUGAAGGGGCAUGGGGGGACGCGAUUGUACAAGUGCACUGACUGUGCAUACAGCACUAAGAACAGGCAGAAGAUCACUUGGCACAGCCGUAUCCACACUGGGGAAAAGCCAUACCGCUGUCACCUCUGUCCCUACGCUUGUGCUGACCCCUCCCGCCUUAAGUACCACAUGAGAAUCCACAAAGAGGAGCGCAAAUAUUUGUGUCCUGAGUGUGGCUACAAAUGCAAAUGGGUAAACCAGCUCAAAUAUCACAUGACUAAGCACACAGGACUGAAGCCAUACCAGUGUCCUGAGUGUGAGUAUUGCACGAACCGAGCAGAUGCCCUCCGUGUGCAUCAGGAGACUCGGCACCAGGAAGCUCGGGCCUUCAUGUGUGAGCAGUGUGGCAAGGCCUUCAAGACAAGGUUUCUGCUACGCACCCACCUUCGGAAGCACAGCGAGGACAAGCCUUAUGUGUGCAAUGUGUGCCACCGCGCUUUCCGGUGGGCUGCUGGCCUGCGCCACCAUGCCCUCACCCAUACUGACCGCCACCCUUUCUUCUGCCGCCUCUGCAGCUACAAGGCCAAGCAGAAGUUUCAGGUGGUCAAGCAUGUCAGGAGGCACCACCCUGACCAGACUGACCCCAGCCAGAGUGUGGGCAAAGACCCCACCACCCCAACAGUGCAUCUUCAUGACGUGCAACUUGAGGAUCCCAUUCCCCUAGCUCCUGCUGCCCCUGAAGGCUGAGCCAGACUUCUGAGAGGUCAUGCAUCAAGGGACAAGGGCUUGGAUCAGAACCACAUACUGGUACCGAGGAGGGGCGAGGAAUCACUGGCUUUGUCACACCCGCGAGGCUGGACCCCUCCUAGGACUGGGCAUAGGGUACUAUGAAAUGGACAGCUGUGUAAAAAUGACUCUUUCCAUACUUAAGGUGUCUUUAGUCCUCAGGAUCCCUAAGAUUUUCCUCUAGAAAUCCUGAAUUCAGGGGCUUGGAUUUUAUCAACUCUUUAAAGGCCUUUUCUUCUUACUUGUUAUGUCUUUCACUAUUCCAUCAUCAUCAGGACAUCUUGAUUAAGCAUCUAAAGGCAUGGACUUUGUACAAAGUAACUUAAACAGGAUGUGAUCUCUAGCUUCAGGUUCCUGUCUGUUUUUUCUUCACAUUUCUUAACCAAGCUGGCAUUUCAUUCUGCCCUUCCUUCUCAGACUGUUCUCUAAAUCCUUUCCAUCCCCACUGAAACACAGUAUCAGACACGAGACCGGUGCAAGCCUGUACACAGCUCGUCCUUGUCCCUGAUCCCUGUCCCCCCACUUGACUCACUCCCUUCACCCCAGCUCGGAGAAAGGCUUGGGCAAAGGAGGUUUUAGCAAAAAGGGGUCUUGGAGCAGAUAAACAGUUGUAUUUCCUCUUUUUCCAUAGGAAUCCCUAGCCCUGAGACACGCCCAGAAGCUGACCAGCAGCUUUCAGGAGCUGAAGGGCAAAGACCCUGUUGGGGAAAGAGGGCUCUGGAGGUAAUGGUCCACCCAGGGCCUUUCUCCGUGAUCCAGCAGCCUUAGGUGAGAUCUGGCUUCAGGCCUUUUCCAUCUUCCUUCCCUUCCUUCCCUUUUGUCAUCCACCCCACCAGGGUGUUUUUCUACUUCCUCUCUCAGCACCUUUAUUCUUAACUUCUCUGCCCAACUCUCAGGAAAGCUGGACCCUGCCCUUCCCUGCUGGGCCCCUUUUCUACCUUUUUCUGUUCUUCCUCCUCCAAAACAAGGACAAGCCAUGCUCAAGACUGAAUUAGGGGGAGGAACAGGAUUGUGUACACUGUUCUAGUGCAAGGCGCGGGCCUAGGAAGAAGGCCAGGAGGAGAUCAAGGAGAGGUCAGAUAGGAUGCCGUCCAGCAUGCAGUGACCUGGCUGUCCCACAGCCUCUACCCCAGAGGCUCUGGCUUUUUUCCCUUAGCACCAUACUUGUGGCAAAGGGAGCAGGGCCCUGCUUUGAAACUCCAGGUACCACUUCUGGGUUCCUUUGCUCCAGUGUGGGACUGAAAAUCCUAGAACUGGAUCAGGGUGGAGACUACAACAAAAGGAGCAACUUCCAAGGAGAGGAAGAUGAUGGGGAUUCUGGUGGUGACAGAAAGUAGGAAAGAUGUAAAAGGCCCAAGGAAGCUGAGACCUAAGAGGAGGGGGUGAGGGAUGAGGCCUCCUUUCCCAGAAUGGGGCAAGGCCUAGGAAUGCAAGAAGCUCCACCCAAUAUCCAGGAACUUGUGCUCCUAGGAUCGCCCCGCCCAGCCUUCCCUGAUACCUGCUAAGAAAGGAGAGAACCACCCACCUCAACUCCUGCUGACACUUGUCACUCAGUCUUCUUCCUCAUCCAGCUCUUCCCGAAUCUGGAUGUGCACAAAAAUGGAAGCUGGGUGGAGGCUUGUACCAUCCUUAGAGAGAAGAUGUAUGUGCCGGUAACCUGAAUAAGGAAUGAGCCCAGGAGAGAAGGGCCCAUGAUGAAUGAGCCCUGUCCCUUACCUAGACUGGGGUCAGGUUCACCCUGCUGAGGGACACAGGCUUGGGGAGGAGAGGCUUUAAAGGUUAGACCAAGAGGCUCACCUUGUUGGACACAGGUCCAAGGCAGUGUGUACUGACCCACAAAAUCAUUUCUUGAGGCCCUGUCAUAGUCUUCCACCACAAAUCGGAGGAGAGCAAGCUCUGGCACUCGCACCCGGAACUGCAGUGUCUGCCCCCAGUAGGGAUUAAAACCUGGUGGGCCAGGAGACAGCAUUGGCUCAGUAAAUGGCCACUGGCUUCCCCUCCCCAGCAGGGCGCUUCCUGGGGCUGGUCUUCCUCACCAUUAUUUUCCACAUAGCUGGUCUCCUGUCGGGCCGUGUCU
Dromiciops gliroides (monito del monte) is the source of this 8276-nucleotide messenger RNA. It is a transcript of the gene ZNF142, whose product is annotated as zinc finger protein 142. The record is from RefSeq and is a predicted model, not a curated record. The coding region runs from base 560 to 6160 and encodes 1866 amino acids. Gene Ontology annotation, biological process: regulation of gene expression. NCBI's taxonomy places the organism in Eukaryota, Metazoa, Chordata, Mammalia, Microbiotheria, Microbiotheriidae. The transcript is spliced from 11 exons. Gene Ontology annotation, cellular component: nucleus.